Messenger RNA from Saccostrea cuccullata (small rock oyster), 1281 nucleotides. RefSeq lists its product as uncharacterized. Gene Ontology annotation, molecular function: tocopherol cyclase activity. Lineage: Eukaryota; Metazoa; Mollusca; Bivalvia; Ostreida; Ostreidae. The coding region runs from base 25 to 1131 and encodes 368 amino acids. The record is from RefSeq and is a predicted model, not a curated record. The transcript has a single exon.
UUUGACCUCAAAGGACAAAAACUUAUGAAUUUCUUGUGGUUAUGUCUUUCAUUCACAAUAACAUUAACAUCUGGAAACAGAUUUGAUCCUCAUGUAUUUCCUAAACGUGGACCUUUUUUCGAGGGAUGGUAUAUACGGUUAAUAGAUUCGGACAAUGGCAACAGUAUAGGAUUAUUGUUUGGGCAAGUAUUACCUGACGUAUCCAAGACUGUGAAUAAAUACCCACCUGUUCUCUGCAGCAUUUUAGUGAGGUCGUGUUCUGUUACCGGAUGUAGGCUUAUCUCCCAUGAUGCAUCUUUUAAUUCAUCCGACUUAAAAGUGAGAGUAAAAGGCAAACCUAUCGAUAAAAAUCCGGACAUAGCUUCACCAGUUAACUUUACAUGGCUUGCUAAAAAUAGUGCUUCCUUCGUUUUCUUCCAGACUAAUGUCUCGUCAUCUUCAUUUCGUGUAAAAUUUGAUAACGUAUCUCUUGAUGGCGAGUUAUCUUCCCCUGUUCCAUGGGGCCCAGAUGGCGAAGGGCCAGGGGGAUGGGUGGAUGAAUUUCCACUUCCGCUACAUUGGUUCGUCUACAGCCUUCGUUCAUCUAUUGUGUCGUACAAGUUUAAAAAACACAAAGAAAUCAUAUUCGAAGGGAGACGUGGAUUUGCUCAUAUGGAGAAGAACUGGGGUAAAUCAUUUCCCAAAGCGUGGAUAUGGUCAGAAGGAAUUUCUCCGAAUAACGUUACGUACGCUGUAUCUGGUGGGCCUGUUCAAUUUGGACCCCUUCCCAUCACAGCCUAUUUACUUGGCUAUAGAAAUCCUUUAAAAAAUAUUUCUACGAAUUUUCAUCCAUAUGAUAGUUACAUAUCUGCGAAAUACGAUGGUUGUAGAGGAUUUAUAAACAUAACUGCUAAAGGAUUACUCCACUCUGUAGAAUUAUUUGUGACAGCAGAAAUGUCGUCUUUCAGUCGAUGUUUAUAUGGGCCAGAAACUCAAGGGUUUCGUCAAGUUUGUAAAGAGUCAUACGAUGCAUCGGCCACAAUUUCAGUCUACAAGUUCAAAGCUCUCAUUGACAAGCAAUUUCUCAGCAAUGUUGCCCUAGAAUUCGGAGGAGAAAAUGUAUGUGGCGGUUGCAUGUCCCAUAAACCAUAAAAUACAUGUACUUGUACUUUGUUGGGACUGGAAUUAAGUCCCAUUAGCUAUUGCAGAGAAAUUAAACAUCCCAUGGUUAUAUGUACAUGUAGUUUGUUUUCACAAUAACUGCAACCAUUAAAUACCGUACAAACAAACGACGAAAUACAU